Messenger RNA from Aspergillus aculeatus ATCC 16872, 1044 nucleotides. RefSeq names its product phosphatidylinositol-3,5-bisphosphate binding protein HSV2. The transcript has 4 exons. The record is from RefSeq and is a predicted model, not a curated record. Bases 1 to 1044 code for a protein of 347 amino acids. Gene Ontology annotation, molecular function: phosphatidylinositol-3,5-bisphosphate binding; phosphatidylinositol-3-phosphate binding; protein binding. Gene Ontology annotation, biological process: protein localization to phagophore assembly site; protein lipidation; nucleophagy. Gene Ontology annotation, cellular component: cytosol; phagophore assembly site membrane; extrinsic component of membrane. NCBI's taxonomy places the organism in Eukaryota, Fungi, Ascomycota, Eurotiomycetes, Eurotiales, Aspergillaceae.
AUGAACACUCGCCAAGUCAUCGAUGAGUCGGUGGGGCCGUACUCACUGUCGGCCUCAUUCAAUAACGACAACACAUGUUUCGCCGUAGGCCUGGACACCGGCUUUUGUGAUUUCAAUGCCGGAAUUGGUCUGGUUACCAUGCUCGGCCAGUCGAAAUACCUCGCGAUCACCGGCGGAGGAAGACAACCGAAGUUCCCUCAGAAUAAGCUGGUGAUCUGGGACGACGCCAAGCAGAAAGCCGCCAUCACCCUCGAAUUCCGCACCUCGGUCUUGGGCGUCCGCCUGUCCAAGUCGCACAUAGUCGUCGCGCUGCUGAACAGUGUCCAUGUCUUUGCCUUCUCGAUCCCUCCGCGGAAGCUCUCGGUCUUUGAAACAGUGGACAACCCUCUGGGUCUGGUUUGCCUGGGGGAGAAGCUACUUGCUUUUCCCGGCCGAUCUCUCGGGCAAGUCCAGCUGGUCGAGCUUGAGACCGGGAACGUGAGCAUCAUCCCAGCACACGCGCACCCGCUGCGGGCCAUGACUCUGAGCUCGGAUGGCGCGCUUUUGGCCACGGCGAGCAAGAGGGGCACUAUGGUCCGGAUUUAUUCUACCAGUAACUGCACGAGGAUAACCGAGGUACGCCGGGGUCUUGAUGAAGCAGAUGUAUUUUCGAUUGCUAUAUCACCUUCAAAUACGCUGUUCGCCGUGACGUCCGAUAAAUCGACUCUGCAUGUCUUUCCAGUGCCCAAAACUGAAUCAAAGUGGGGAUUCUUGUCAAAGGUUCCCAUGCUCCCGGGGUUCUUCUCUGACAUUUAUUCAUCUGCCACUGCACAUUUUGAGAUAGGCAACGAACAGUCAUCCGAGUCAGCCUAUAACCCUCCACCCCUAGGGAAUUCACUUGGGAAACCGUCCAAAGGGAAGAUCGGCUGGCUCGAUGAUAGGACCAUCCUCGUGAUUGGCUCGGGUAGGGAUGGGCGAUGGGAGAAAUUUGUCCUUCACGAAGGCGAUGACGGCAGACUCUAUUGUAACAGAACGGGCUGGAAGAGGUACCUAGGAGGGGGCUAA